Molecule: messenger RNA, 3140 nt
Organism: Lethenteron reissneri (Far Eastern brook lamprey)
Lineage: Eukaryota; Metazoa; Chordata; Hyperoartia; Petromyzontiformes; Petromyzontidae
Product: zinc finger MYM-type protein 2-like
Source: RefSeq, a predicted model, not a curated record
AAUAUACAGCAGCAGGCGUUGUUAGGGUCGGGAUCGAACCCACGACCUCCUGCGUACCAGGCGACGUAGUUAACAUCUCCACGGAGAGACACGCAGACUCCAAAUAUACAGCAGCAGGCGUUGUUAGGGUCGGGAUCGAACCCACGACCUCCUGUGCACCAGGCGAGGUAGUUAACAUCUCUAAGCCACCGUGGUUCUCUCUUGUGCAGGAGAUGAGGAGAUCUCCUCGGUUGUCAUGGGGACGCUGUCACGGAAACGGAAACUCACGGAAACCCUGGACAAUUUUCGCCACAAGACAUCUCUGCUGGACUCCGAGUGUGGUGUUGCCGCACGGAUGGAUUGCGCCAUCCCAUCGGUGGGCUCCACCUGGUCGAGCACCACGGACGACUCGUCCGAUGAGGAGGGACCACCUUUGCCUCUCCGAGCCCAAGAUCCCAGAUUCAGCUCAGACCUCCUGUCUCCCACGCCGCCUCUGCCCAUCCGACUCCACUGCUCCCCUCGCUCCGAUCCCACAGAUCCCGCCGAUCCUAUUAGUCGCGUAGGUCCCGCCGACGUUGAUCCCACCGAUCGUCUCGUCGGUCACGCCGAUUCCAUUGAUCCCGCCGAUAUUGACCUCAUUGAUCCCACCGAUAAUAUCGGUCUCGUCAUCGAUCCCAUCGAUCUCAUCGAGUCCGCCGAUCUCUUUGAUCCCGACGAUCCGAUGGAGCUCAUCGAUACCUGCGGCACCAUCGCCCCCGGUGAUCCGCGCGAUCCCUCGGAGUGCCUCGAUCCCACCGGGCCGAUCGAUCGCGAAGCCUCCGAGGGGACGACACAGAUGAGCCCCUUGGGCUUUAUUGAUCAGCCCUGCGGGGCCAUUGAUCCGCGCGGGACCUCCGAUCGCGUCGAUCGCUCCCAUGGCCUUGAUCCCACCGGUGAAACCGAUCCUGAUCCCUGGUGUCUACCGGGUCCCCAUAGUCCGGCUCUCCAGGGCGGGGAUGCGGGGGGGGUGAGGGAGACUCCUCUGAGCGCCGAGUGCGGCUCGGACGCGUGGAGGCUGUGGGUGGCCGAGACGCGGCGACGGAGACCACGCGGGGAACACGCGGAGACCACGUGGAGGGGGAGACACGCGGAGGAGGAGGAGGAGGACGCGGUGUGUGCAGACCGUGUCUCGGCGUGUCUCUCCAAGGAGCUCUGCGUCGGCCUCUGCCGCUUCCUGCGGGAGGCCAGGAGGCCGAGUGGCCGCGAGUACUCGGCAGACAGCCUCUACUACCUGUGCGUGUGCAUACACAAGCACCUGGGCGACUGCGGCAGGCAAGACAACAUCUUCACCGACGCGUGUUACUCGGACUUCCAGCUGCGUCUCAGCGAGACCCUCAGCUCCAACGGCCCAUGGCCGUCGUCGCGCGUCUGCGAGGAGCACCUGUGGGCGAGCGGCCUGAUGGGCCUCCAUUCCCCGUGGUCUCUCCUCUUCUCGCUCCUCUACUACCUCGCCUGGGGCUUCCAGCUGCACUCCCCGACGCAGCACGGGCGCCUCUCCACGCGCUCGCUGCUCGUGCGGUCCGCUCCCAACUCCUCCUCCUCUUCACGCUCCCGGCCCACCGGGGACUCCGCUGGGAGGGCUCUCGCCUACCGAGGGAGCGGAGCGGACGCGGGGAGCGACGUAGCAGGAAUUAUGUCGGAAAAUCUCUGGGAUCGUGAGCGUUGUCCGGUCCGCAUUUACGAAACCUACCUCUCCAAAAUCCCCCCCUCGUCCUGCUGUGCCAGCGAGGGGGGGCCCCCCGGCCCCCUCUACUUGACCCCCCUGGACUCUCCGCCGGGGGAGGCUCCCUCCUCCACCUCUCCGUGGUUCUCCUCUACUCCGCUGGCGGCCCCCUCCCUGCGCUCGCUCCUCUCCCGCGCGCUUUGUGCCCGCCCCUCCUCCCUCCUCGCCCACAAAACCAGCCACACCACCAGCCACACCACCACCCACCCAAUCACCCAUCCAACCACCCACCCCACCAGCCAAAACACCACCCACCCAAUCACCCACCCCACCACCCACCCUACCAGCCAAAACACCACCCACCCCACCGCUCACCCCACCGCUCACCCCACCACCCACCCCACCACCCACCCCAUCACCCACCCCACCACCCACCCCACCUCUCACCCCACCACCCACCCCACCACCCACCCCAUCACCCACCCCAUCACCCACCCCAUCACCCACCCCACCACCCACCCCACCACCCACCCCACCUCUCACCCCACCACCCACCCCACCCAGGACCUCUCCUCUAGGGGGGCCAGGGCCAGAGGGAGGGGAGGGAGGGGCAGAGGUAGGGGCAGGGGCUUGGUGGGCAGGCCCCCACGACGGGGCAGGGGGCGAGGGAGGGGCCGGGCUCGAGGCGGUGAUGGUGGUGCCGGUGGUGGAGAUGGUGCCGGAGGUGGCGAUGGUGGUGGUGGUGGUGGUGAUGGUGCCGGUGGUGGAGAUGGUGGUGGUGGUGCUGGUGGUGAUGGUGCCGGUGAUGGUGGCAAUGGUGGUGAUGGUGCCGGUGGUAGUGAUGGUGCCAGUGGUGGAGAUGGGGGCGAUGGUGUCGAUGGUGGUGAUGGUGCCGGUGGUGUCGAUGGGCGUGAUGGUGGCGAUGGUGGUGAUGGUGCCGGUGGUGUCGAUGGUGUCGAUGGUGUCGAUGGUGGUGAUCGUGGCGAUGGCGAUGAUGACGAUGAUGCUGAUGAGAUGUUGCUAGAGUUUAGGAGCUCCGGUGGCUACGAAUGUGAAGAAUCAGACAGUGAAUGAGUCCAGAGAGUCAGGGAGACCGGGACUCAGGUUCUAUAGACACUGGGAGACUGGGUUCUCAGGUUCUAGAAGUUCUGGGUUCUCAGGUUCUAGAGACACUGGGAGACUGGGUUCUCAGGUUCUAGAAGUUCUGGGUUCUCAGGUUCUAGAGCCUGAAGUCUCUGUGGGUUCGUUUGCCGCUGCUGCUGUUGUGGCGAUUCGUGAGGCCGUCUGUGUGCGUCACUUUUUAGUGGGAGGGGGGGGGAGAUGCUUCUUCCUCCUCACCCAGGCCGAGGGGGUUCAUGGUCACGAUGGGGAGGAAGGGGUGGGCAUGGGUAUUUGGGGAUGGCUAGGGGUAUAGUUUGGAAGGCGUAGCGGUGGAUAGGGGUAUGGGUUGUUAGGGGUA